AUGGGCAACCUUCGCCUGCUCAAGGCCUCCGGCCCGGGCUCACUUGCGACGGACGCUAGCACAGGCGCAGACGACCUGCUCGCCGUGCACCAGAUCCGCGCGGCGUACGACCGCGUCGUCCAGGAGGACGUCCCCGCCCUGCUGGGCUCGUGCACGCCCGCGGAGCCCCACACAGGGUUCGAGGGCGUGCGCGGGCGGCUGGACGUGCACGACGCGACGCACCUCCGCGAUUGCGGGCUCAGGCCGGUCGCGCAGCGGCUGCGCGGCGGCGCGACGCCGGCGGACAGCAUCCCCCCGCUCGACAUCACGAGGAUCGGCGAAGUGGUCGCGAAGCUGUUCCCGGAGGGCACGGCCGCGGCGCCCGCGGCGCUGGACGACGCGGAGAAGGGUCCGCUGGUGUGCGCGCUGCAGGGCAAGCGCGUCAAGCGGCGCGAGGCGGACGGCACGCGCGCGUCGAAAAAGCGGCGACGGGCGAGCGGCGUGGAGGCGGCGGGGACGUCCGGGUGGUCGGGAGGCGGCACGGAGAUGGACACGUCGAUGCGGCCAUCCGAGGGAUGA
Molecule: messenger RNA, 558 nt
Organism: Pedinophyceae sp. YPF-701
Lineage: Eukaryota; Viridiplantae; Chlorophyta; Pedinophyceae
Source: the annotation of a GenBank genome assembly